Malus domestica (apple) is the source of this 601-nucleotide messenger RNA. RefSeq lists its product as uncharacterized. The record is from RefSeq and is a predicted model, not a curated record. Lineage: Eukaryota; Viridiplantae; Streptophyta; Magnoliopsida; Rosales; Rosaceae.
CACUAUAUACAAGACUAAACAGUGAUAGUAACACUGUAACAGUACGAGAUUUGGUGGUGAUUGGUAUGCAUGGGCUUCAUUUGCUACCCUCCAAUCGGAUUGCUUGAGAGAUUAUUUAAUCUUCUGUUCAUUUCAUGGCUAAAGUUUGCCGUUCAAUUGAGACAGAGCCUAGAACCUUGAGUGAAGGGCAACUCAACCGUGCUAGGGAAAUUGCUGCUGAUGUAGUUCAGAAAAUGGAACCAACUGAAGCCACAGCUCUAUUCAUUGAGGGAUUGAGGCCGGUUGGAUCAGCGAAAGAGAUGAAGCAUAUGAUUGAUGGUGAGCAACUACAACUGCAGACUAAGCUUCUGGACUGGAAGGAGGAGGCUCAAAUUUUAGAAAGGCCUUGCCAAUGCUUGUGCUCUACGGCCAUUGUUGAAACGCCCGAUCAAGAAACGCAACUUAUUACAGGACCUGUGUCGGCCCCAUUUUGAUAGUUUUCGUCUAUCAAAGUUUAUAAUUUGACAUAUUAUGUUAUAAGGUUGUGCGACGAGAAAAUAUUUAUAUAUAUCAAAUAAAUACAGUAAGAUUCGUGCCAAAUUUAAAUGUAAGAUUAAUGAAA